CCGUAGAUAAUGAGAUGUGGCCUUUGAUGGGGUCAAUGUAUGAGCUUAUGAGAAUUAUGAGACAGGGGAUAAUGACUGCAAUCCCCACUUCGUAUCAGUGGGUGAUCAAUAUCAUCGAUCGUCGAUGGAUUGGGACUCUCAAGCAUCCACUCCACCAAGCUGGUAAGUUUGUUGAUACAACCGAGUACUUUAAGCAUCACUUCUGUUUGCAUGUUAAUACAACUGAGUAACUAAUAUUUGCGUUUCAGCAUACUACCUGAAUCCCAAAUUUCAUUAUAAACAUCGGCUCCAUGAGAAUCAGGAUUUGAUAAUAGCUGUCCACGAGGUGUUCGAACGAUUGUUACCAGAAUCAACAGCGCAAGUAGAUUUCGGUAACCAGGUAAUGCAAUAAAAUUUCUUCCUUAUAGCCUCUAGAAAUAUGGGUGAUUAAAAAUAAUGAUCUGUGAAUCCGUGUUUACAGUUGUUGCGGUUUAGGGAUGCGAGGGGUACGUUCUCAUCCGCACUAGCAAAAACAUCGACUGAAACGAUGAUGCCGUGUGAGUGGUGGGCGAUGUACGGAGUCGACACGCCCGCAUUGCAGUUAUUGGCAGUCCGUGUUCUCGCACAAACUGUAUCCUCCUCACCGUGUGAGAGGAAUUGGAGCACAUCGUCACUCAUACACACCAGCAAGAGGAACAGACUAGCAUAUGAGAAGCUACAAAAGCUCGUUUACUGCUAUUACAAUAUGAAGUUAAGAGAGAGGCAGUUGUGGGUAGAUCGAGACAUGGAGGAAAAUCAAGACCCGUUAGACCUAUUGUCUAUAGGUAACAUGGCACAGAUAGGUGAUGAUGAUGAGGACCCACUUUAUGAGUGGCUCAAAUCAGCUGAUUUAGAUGAUGCGGAUGGAGGCCCUGCUCCACAGGUAGCCGAGGGAGCAGCAGCUCUGGGUAUCGAUGUCGAUCAGGUAGUAGAGGAAUAGAAGGUGGAUACAGACUCCUUUGAUCCUUUCGUGAGGCGUUCGGUACGUUCCAAUGAGAGUGAGGAAGCAUCUUCACGGCCCCCUCCUCAUCAUCAAGUCGUAAUGAGUGAUGAUGAUGAUGAGACUCAACCCCCACUUGACACUGGUCCUGGGGACGACGACGACGACGAUGACAACAGUGAUGAGGGAGGGGAAGGAGGCACCGACACUAGUAUAGGUGGUACUAGUGGGGGUGGGGGUGGCAGUGGUGGGGGGUACACAACGGCUCAGAGCCAACGAUCCGUUGGCCAGUUCACUAAGGAGCAGAGCUUUGACCAUGCCACUCAGGACGAGGAUCAUGGAUCUCGUCCACCAUCCAGGGCGAGAGCAUCAGAGCCCAGAUAUAUGUUCGAGCGUCGUUCGAAGAAGAAAGCCGGACUCGCCGCAGCUGAUGCUCUCACACGCAACUUGUCAUCUAUGGACAUAAGUUCAGAUCAGGGGAGCUCCACCUCUGUCCCACCUUAUGCUCAUGGGGGAUAUCACGGGUAUGGCCAUGACGGCUCUGACAUUCAGUCACGCUCUUCUACCCAUGGGUACAGGCAGCCGGAAGAUAGUUCUUCGAGUCAUGACCCUUUGACAGGAGGAUAUUCGGGGUACUUGUAUGACUGGCAGCAAUACUAUCAAGGAGUCGGGGUUGGACUUGAUCUAUUCCCUCAGUACCCUGCUCAGGAAAUGUCGUCGAUGUAUGUCACACAAUUCUCACGUCUAGGCGUACUCGUACAGUUUGGGGAGGAUGACUAUCAGAGGUACAUAAGAGAGUUCCUUAAUUGGUACGAGCAAAGGAUGACCUGAGAAUAGUACUGCCAAUAUGUUGGGCAGCAGUACUACUCUCAACUGCCACGGGAUUUGAACAAUGAUUACGAGCCACCUCGUCACUCUAUGUGGGGAUGAAACAUGGCCAGAAAUGUGUAUUUUUUUCAAUUCAUUUACUUUUGCAUGUCUUAAUAGUUGUAAGCUUGCAUUUGUAUUAUAUAAACUAAUUUUGGUUA
Molecule: messenger RNA, 1986 nt
Organism: Magnolia sinica
Lineage: Eukaryota; Viridiplantae; Streptophyta; Magnoliopsida; Magnoliales; Magnoliaceae
Exons: 2
Coding region: 1061-1789 (242 amino acids)
Source: RefSeq, a predicted model, not a curated record